Neopsephotus bourkii (Bourke's parrot) is the source of this 3336-nucleotide messenger RNA. RefSeq names its product RUN and SH3 domain containing 1 (gene RUSC1). Gene Ontology annotation, molecular function: protein binding. Lineage: Eukaryota; Metazoa; Chordata; Aves; Psittaciformes; Psittacidae. Gene Ontology annotation, cellular component: cytoplasmic vesicle. The record is from RefSeq and is a predicted model, not a curated record. The transcript is spliced from 10 exons. The coding region runs from base 60 to 3320 and encodes 1086 amino acids.
UGAAGACGAUGGAGCUGAGGGGCUCUGAGGAGCGCCAGCACCACCCGUGAGGCAGCACCAUGCUGGCUCCGAAGAAAGGCCUCCUGUGCAACCUCAACCACAUCCAUCUGCAGCACAUCUCCCUGGGGCUGCACCUCUCCCGGCACCCGGAGCUCCAGGACACUCCUGGCUCCACGGGUGGAGGGGAGCAGACGGCCUGCAGCGGCUGCCCGCAGAACUGUGAGCAAGUGGAUGCCAAUUCCAACAACCCCUCCCUGAAAUGCCGCUGUUGCGAGUCCCAUCCUCAGCAGGCGGUGACGCUGGGGCUCCAGAACCAGACAGCUCCAGAGGAUUUCCCCUGCCUGCAUCCUGCGGAGGAGGCGGCUUCCCCUUGUGAUCUGGCUUCCUCCUCCUCCUCCUCCUCCUCCUCUGUCAGCAGCUGCUCGGAUUUCAGCUUGGAUGACUCCCCGGUCUCCGUGUACUGCAAAGGGUUCCCCAGAGAAGAGCCUCGACCCCUGGAAAACGCGCCCAGCGUCGUUCCCACAGGAGAUGCCCGGGAUGCGCAGCCGCUCGGUGACCAGGGUGGGACGUGCGAUGGAAGAGACGCCAACCUCAACCCCCCGGUGCUCCAGAGACCGGCCCCGCUGACCGGAGGGAGCCCCGACAGCCUCCGCAGCAGCAGCUCGCUCGACUCCCGGGGCGAUGAGGACCCCCCCAGCGUGAGGGCUGGCACCGGCAUCAGCACCGACCUCGACCCCAACUGCAACCCCCUGCCCGAGGCUGACGCUGCCCCCCCGGUGCCGGGGCGCAGGGAUCCUGCUCUGAGCCGAGCCCCGGAGCUGCGGCCCCCCCCACCGGUGCCCCCCCGGCCCCGGAGGCGCCUGCAGGUUCUCAAUGGGCACAGAGCGGAGCAGCCCCCUCCGCCUGCGCGGCCGCUGGAGCUGGAGCCCGGCUCGGGCGACCUCUGCAGAGACGUGGCCAAGAAAACCAUCACCUCCUUCCACGAGCUGGCCCAGAAGAGGAAGAGGAGCGGCGCUGGGCCGGCUCCUGCCCAGGCCAGGGCUGACCGCAGUGACUGGCUCAUCGUCUUCUCACCGGACACGGAGCUGCCUCCCCCCAGCGAGCUCCUCCCCAGCACCGCGGGCCAGGAGCCGGCCCGGCCCCAGCUCCAGCCCGAGCCGCCACCGAGGCCCCCCGGCUCCCGGCAGCGCGAGGUGACCACGUUCAAGGAGCUCCGGUACCGCAGCGCAUCCAACAAGGCCAAGGCGCAGCCAGCGGGCGAGCGGGCAGAGCCGGCGGCAUCGCAGCAUCCCCCUCCGGCCCCGGAGGUGGCCUCGGGCUGGGCGCCUCCGGUGCCGCUGGGGGGGCAGCUGCUGGCACCCAUGGACGGCCACCAGCUGAAGAGGAGGAGACCCCGGCCGGGGCUGCUGCCCAUCGCGGAGGGGCAGCCCGGGGACGGGGAGGAAGCGGCGCCCCCGCUGCAGAGCGCCCUCGCCGGGGGGAACGGGGCCGCGAACCGGAGGCUCAGGGGACCCGGGGCAGGCGAGAGAGGGGCCGGGCCCCGCACGGACGCCAAACCCCCGCCGUCCGCCGCUGGAGCCGCCGCGGGCCCGCCCGGAGCGGGGAGCUCGGAGGGAGCCCGCGGGGAGCAGACGAGAGCCCUGCUCAUCGCCAUCAGCGCCGCCGUGGAUAAGGUCAUUGCCCACUUCAGCUCCGCACGGAACCUGGUGCAGAAGGCCCAGCUGGGCGACAGCCGGCUCAGCCCUGACGUGGGGUACCUGCUGCUGCACACGCUCUGCCCGGCGCUCUACGCCCUGGUGGAGGACGGGCUGAAGCCCUUCCAGAAGGACGUCAUCACCGGCCAGAGGAGGAGCUCCCCCUGGAGCGUGGUGGAAGCCUCCGUGAGGACAGGCCCCGGAGCGCGCCCCUUCCACUCGCUGUGCGGGCACGUGGCCGGGCUGGCCCCGCUCCACAGCACCCGGCAGAAGUUCCAUGCCUUUAUUCUGGGCCUGCUGAACAUUAAGCAGCUGGAGCAGUGGAUUUCCCACUUGCAGAAGAGCCCAGGUGUCAUCUCCGUGCUGUACUCACCCACGGCCUUCUUCGCGCUGAGCCAAGGGCCUCUGCCCCACCUCGCUGAGGAGCUGCUGCUGCUCAUCCAGCCCCUCUCCGUGCUCACCUUCCACCUGGACCUGCUCUUUGAGCACCACCACCUCUCCAUGGACGUGCGGCCCCUGUCCCGCCGCCCGCGCUCACCGCCGCGUCCUGCCCAUGGCUCCGCUCCGGCCCCGGGCCAGCGCUCCCUGGGGGGGCUCCGCAGCACCGCGGGGCCCAGCCUGGAGGAGGAGCCCCCCGCUGAUGCCGUGGGGAGGGCAGCGGGCGCAGGGGGCAGCCCAAGGCCCCAUCCCCGCGCUGCUGCGCUGGUCCCUGGUGCCCAGGUCGGGGCCGCUCUGCAGCAGAGCCUGCAGCAGGUCCUGCGCUGGGGAGACCGCCUCAGCCGCACGCUGCUGGGGGCCGACGGCUCCGCGGAGCCCCGGCGGCUGGAGCCAGGCCCGGGGGAUGCCGGCGCUGGUCCCGGGGGGUGGUGGGGGCAGCUGGGCCGGGCCUCCGGGACCUGCUCCGUGCCCAGCAAGGGGAAGCUCCCCUCGGUCUGGUGGACGAAGCUGCGGGCGGCGGCGGCGGAUCCCGGCCCUGGCCCGGCUCUGCCGGCCCUGGGGGAGCCCGGCGGCACGGAGCUGCGGCUGCUCCAGACCAAAGCCGCCCCGGAGCUCCCGGCUCCGCAGCCCAGCAGCAGCGCGGACACCUCCGGAUCCUCCUCCCCCGAAGCCCUCAUCCUGCCCGCGGGAGCCGGAGCAUCCCCAGCGCCGUCCGAUCCCGCCGCUGGAGAGAGCCCCCGGGCAUCGCCUGCUGCGGGUGGGAACCGGGCAGCGCCUCCCGGGCCCCGCGGCGCUGAUGGGGGCCGGUGGCUGGGCCGGCUCUUUGGGGCCUCCAGCCCCGCUGCCAGGAGCUCCCCUCCCAGCCCCGAUGCAGCCUCAGCGAGGUCCAGGAGACCUUCGAGGUGGCUCUCGCCCGGCGCCCGUGUCCUGGCUGCGGUGCUGAAGGGGCUGGCGGCUGAGAAGAGCCGAGCUCAGGAGCAGGCAGAGGGGACGGCGUCGGAUGCACCCCAGCCCUGCAGGGCGGUCCGGGCGCUGUGCGACCACACGGGCACGGCCGACGGGCACCUGAGCUUCCAGAAAGGGGACGUCCUGCAGCUGCUCUGCACCGUGGAUGAAGACUGGAUCCGCUGCUGCCAUGGCAACAGCACUGGCCUGGUCCCCGUGGGUUACACAUCCCUGAUCCUGUGAGGGACCGGCUCCCGUC